Molecule: messenger RNA, 858 nt
Organism: Diaporthe amygdali
Lineage: Eukaryota; Fungi; Ascomycota; Sordariomycetes; Diaporthales; Diaporthaceae
Exons: 5
Coding region: 1-858 (285 amino acids)
Source: RefSeq, a predicted model, not a curated record
AUGCCCGAGAGGAGAAGUGAAGCAACUUACGAGGUCGUUUGGCACGCCGGUUCGGAGGUGGUGAAGCAGACAUGCCGCCAGCCCAUCUAUUCGCCGGAUCCUCCGGGUCAUCUUUACAUCCACCUGCAUAACCUCCGCAACUCCAUGUGGGAGAUCGGCUCCUGUCGUGGUCCAAAUUCGACGCCAAGAGCCCCCACCGGGUCAUUCUCCCUCUUCCCAAUGCGCCUGACUCGGGACGCAGACGCCGACGCCGCUCUUGCUCACUCGGGGUCAACUAUCGCGCAGCAUUCCACGUACAAUACUUGGUAUGGCAAGGGCUCGGCCGGUCUAGCAGGGUGCGGCAGCAGGUGGGCGAUGAUACAGCGUACCCGAAACCAGAGUCCGUCCGGGCACCGGCGCGGCACAACACCCACCGGGCAGAUCGUCCACCUGGACGAGACAGACGACUGUAUUUCAUCGUACCGCAGGGGAGGGGACGGGACGGGAAAUAGCGAGGACGAGGCCCACUUUAUUGCUGUUGCAAUUAUUUACCCAAGUAGUGCCAACGGUCUGUCCUUUGUUCUGCCAGGCCCGUCUGUGCCUGCUGUGGCGGAAUGCAGUGUGGACACAGCAGGGACCAGACCUGGACCGGCCGGCCUGGCCUCGCAUGGAGACUGGCUUGUCUACAGCAUUGCUCAGGCUGUUCCAUCUUGCCAUAUGGCAAUGCUUGGCCCAAGGGUCUGCGAGGAGGCGGCUGACAGCUGCCAUCUCGUCCUCGAUUCCGGCAAACUUGAUUAUGUGAAUGUUUCAGACGAGGCGCCCGCGCCUACAGCCUUGCAGGCGCGCGCACGUACUCUGCUAUACUGUACCGUGCUAUAG